This is a messenger RNA of Drosophila simulans, 791 nucleotides long. RefSeq lists its product as uncharacterized. The record is from RefSeq and is a predicted model, not a curated record. The transcript has 4 exons. Lineage: Eukaryota; Metazoa; Arthropoda; Insecta; Diptera; Drosophilidae. Bases 132 to 698 code for a protein of 188 amino acids.
UUUUAGUUACUGUGGGAAAGAUCUGCAAUAGAGUGAUAAAAUGCCGUGACAAUGUGCACAUUUUUUACCAAUAAUCGUGGCUAUAUAAGCAUAAAGCCCGAUGUCCCAUUACUUAGUUUCAUAUUGUAAUUAUGUCUGUCCGGUGUUUCAUUGCUGAACUUUGUCUGGCACUCCUGCUUGUGAGUGAGUGCCAAACGGCGCGGAAAUGGGACUAUGAACCCAUAUCCAUCGAAACCUACUCAUCCGAUGAGAGUCUAAUAAAAUUAGAUAUUAAGAUUGAGCGCAUUAAUCGCGGAGUGUUUGGAGUGACAGUCAAGGUCGACUGGAACUACGAUACGACUGAUGAAACCAUGGUCGAGGCCAAUGUCCUUCGAAGCUCGACGGGUGAUGUCAGCGACUACAAGCUACUUCCUUGGGCCAUUCCCCAGCAAUCGCUAUACGAACAUAUGAACACCUAUUAUAAGGAUGUGUCAAUGAAGAACUUUAAGCACUGUUCCAAUAUUCCGCAAUUCGAGGGCAAAUUCCAACCGCCAUUGCCAAAGCAGACCUAUUUUGGCAACAAAUGCGUGAUCGAUGGCGAUGGGUUGCCAGAAAUUGUUCCUGCCGGAUUCUAUAUGAUUAUAAUGAAAUGCUAUGGACCAGGUCAACCCACAUGGAACACUACUUCAGUUUUUAAAAUCACACCCAAAUUAAUGUAAAAAUUACAAUCUAUGUUAGUAAAAAUAAUAGUAAAGAUUUUGUUUGUUUUGUUAUGAAAAUUAUGUAUUUGAAAGAGGCAAGAAAUAAGAAAU